GCUGGUCCUUACUUUCUAAAUGUAGUACUCAGCAGUUGUGCAGCUGGGUUGUUACAGAGCAUCUUUGGCUUUAUUGUGGUGACAGCGACAGAAACAGAGGGAGUAAAGCGAGACAGCUUGUGGACACACACUGAGGGAUCACUGUAACGUUACAUCGGAGGGACAUAGAGGGACUGUGUCCACAGUGAGGGACAGUGAGACAGACAGCAGCUGACAUGAGUGAAUCCACUGUGGACUCGAGCACGCUCUGCCUCUUCGAUGUUGACGGCACGCUCACGGCCGCGAGACAGCGUGUGACUCCACACAUGGCCGAGUUCCUUGAGAAGCUGAGGACUCGGGUUCGAGUCGGAGUGGUCGGAGGGUCGGACCUCAGCAAGAUCAAAGAGCAGCUGGGAGAUGAUGUGAUCCAGAAAGCUGACUACGUGUUUGCUGAGAAUGGUCUUGUGGCCUAUAAGAAUGGAGAGUUGCUCUCUGUACAGUCUAUCCAGGCCCAUAUGGGAGAAGAGCUGCUCCAAGACUUCAUUAACUUCUGUCUCAACUACAUGGCCAAGAUCAUACUGCCCAAGAAGAGGGGGACAUUUAUUGAAUUCCGUAAUGGCAUGUUGAACGUCUCCCCCAUUGGACGCAGCUGUUCACAGGAAGAGAGGAAUGAGUUCUACGAGCUAGAUAAGAAAGAGAAAAUUAGAGAGAAGUUUGUGUCCAUAUUAAGGGAAGAGUUCAAAGGAAAAGGAUUGUCUUUUUCAAUCGGAGGGCAGAUCAGCUUUGAUGUGUUUCCUGACGGCUGGGAUAAGAGAUACUGUCUGAGCUUUGUGGAGAAGGAUAACUUCUCAGCUGUUCACUUCUUUGGAGACAAGACCAAACCUGGAGGAAACGACUACGAGAUCUACAGCGACCCGCGGACCAUUGGCCAUGAAGUCACCUGUCCAGAGGAAACCGAACAACUUUGUCAGCAGCUUUUCCUCUCAUGAGAGAGAAGCAGCAGAUGUUACUGUUGCUGUUACUGCUCACGUCUUUUUUAACUAGACAGACAAGAGAGGCUUAUUUCUUCAUAGAAAUAAUUCAUUUAAUGCACAAAGAGCCAGUGUUAUAGCGUCUCUAGUGAAUUCGAGGAAAAAGAGGGAACACUCGCUGACGAAUGAAAGGAGGGAUUUCUGGGUAUUUUUGAUUGGGGUUUAAAUGAAAGCUGUCUUGCCUUUAAAUGUGAUGGUAAAAGUAACGGUUUGAUUUUUUAUGAUGAGAUUCUAGCUUGUGUUAUUAACAUUACCUCAUGGGAAACUUUGAGCCAUAACAGUUAGCAACAAAAUGUUCCUGUUUGCAGAGACUAUCGAGGGGCAAAGUCCCUCCCCUUCUGGUUCCCCCCAAAAAUACGUACGAUAGUUAACGUCAACACGAAUCAUUUUUGACCCUCUUUGAGUUGUGCCAUGAAUUACACAUAUGUUUGUCAAUUUAAAAGACACUUUUACAAGUCAAAAAAAGUUGCAUUUUGUCAUAGUACCAUUUAGUUUCCGUGUGUAACCACUCAGGGAACUACGUCUCUUGUCACCAACACCAACAUGGCUGUUAUCCUAGCACAAUAUAAUAUCUGAGUCCAUAAGGACAUGGGUUGGGAACCAGAGGGUCACCAGUUCAAGUCCCCGUCCGGACCAAAUAUGGAGUGUGGACUUGUAGCUGGAGAGGUGCCAGCUCACCCCCGGGCACAACCAAGGUGCCCCCGAGCAAGGCACUGAACCCCCAACUGCUCAGGACACCUGUCCAUUGGCUCCCCCCUUUGUGCAUGUGUGCGUAUUUGACAACAGAGUGAAAAAAAAUUUAAUUUACCCUCGGGGAUUAAUAAAUUUUAUCCUCUUCAUCUUACCUGAUGUGUUUGAUCCAGUGACUCCUGGUCUUUUUAUCAACGGGGAAGCAAAAGGCAAAGUAAGACUUUGUGCUUGUGUGAGCCAUGGAUGUGUAAGUGUGUAUACAUCCUGGUAUGAGACACACAGGCAUUGUAGCUUUAGCAAGAGAGAAAGCUACAACGUCAUAUGCAACCUUUGGGUGUGUAGUCUUUCUAAUUAUGUCUUUUCACACUCAUACUCCAACAAUUUGCAACUCGCAGUUUCCAUGAUCACUUCAAUAUGUACUUGGAAUGACUGACUUUUUUGACUUGCAAAAUUAUCUUUUAAAUUGACAAACAUAUGUGUAAUUCAAGACACAGUUCAAAUGGGAUCAAAAAAUCCAUUGUCUCUCGCCAUAAACUCUCCUACAUACAUUAUUUAAUCCAUAUUUAACCAGGUAAGUCCCAUAGAGAUUAACAUUCUCCUUUACAAGGGAGACCUGGCCAAGACAGCAGCACACAAAAAGUUACAGCCAAACAACACAAUAAAAGACAUAAAAGAUAAACAGUAACGUAGAAAUAUUAGACCAUUUAUGCACAAUGACAAGGGCCAAACCAGCCAGAAGGAGCGGGGUGAGCCGGGUAGAAAUGGGGCACCAGGUUUUCAGCUACCCAGGUACAAGUGAAAUAGCCUGCAGGUGGUUAACACAGUGUUGAGAGGACGGAAAGAAAUUCAACUAGAGUUAAGUGGAUGGUCAGAGGCAGUACAGCUUUUAUUGUGCAAUAAUGGUCCACUAUCUUUAAUUGUGGAAAGAUAACUCAACUAGAAAUCAGUUUGCACUGCACGUCAAUACGGUCUGAUUCUGAAUGUGCUUUGAACAGAACUCCCUCGUGACCCGGUGUGCCUCUGACAAGCUGCGUCAGUGACACAGACGUCUCUUUGAUUUUCUUCAGAUGUGAUUUUGUAGCAGUGGGUAGACUUCGAGUUAAACCCGCUGGUCACAUGUCACUGUUCAUGAAACAAUCAGACAAUGAAUGCUGCUUUUCUUUUCCCAUAGCUAAUUUGUCAGUCAAAUGUUGUGACCAGGGACCAUAAGAUCUUCCAAAUGUUGAAGUCUUUGCAGGUUUCUUUAUUCAGCCAUGUUUCAUGUCACUGCUCUGUUUUAUAUGAACAAACUGGAACCAUGACACACAUCAUCUGCUGUGUGCUGUCAGAUUUAUCUCCUAGAUGUUAUAGAACAAUACAUACUGUUUAGUGUCACGGCUGUCAGGAGCAAAUUGUACCAUUUUUAUAUGGAUCUGAGAAGAAGAGCUUUAUACAGUUGUGUGACGGCACUUGAGCUUGAAUGAAGUAUUUACUUGUUUGAGGAUUCUGCUGUAAGAUAUGUGAACAGUGGGUAAUUAAACAAGGAUAUAUAAAGUACAAAGUCAGGUUGUAAAGUAUAAAUAAUGAGGAUUUAGAAGUGCAGUUGAGGUUAUAAAUUAUGUUUCGUUAUUAUAAACUUGAGUUCGACUGGCACUGGAGUUUCUAGGCUGGUAUCGAGAGUCACAAAAACACAUAAUACCUGAAAUAUAGUGACUAAAUUACUGUGACCAGGGUAUGUACCCAGCAGAGCAUUUUGUAGUUUAAAAAUAAACUUGUCUCUGCCCUCUAGUGGACAAAAUACAUAAUGGCACACGUCCUCAGACGUCUUUAGGAUCUCUAUACUGACACUUUUUGUUUCUUACUACCUGACAUGUAUAGUGAUACCAAGAUAUCUGCACAAUUCUCAAAUUAGACUUUAAUAUUUUCUAUGUUGAUGUAUCAUAACUAUGAUAAAUGGAAGUGUACAACAGGGUGGAGCCAGACAUCACAAACAGUCAUGGCUCAGCCCAAAUAUUGGGGGGUCCAGGGGCAUGACCAUUUACAGCAGCUAUAUGCACAAAUUUUGAAGCUAUAUGGGAUAAUAGAAAGGCUAAAAAUCUGUACGUCACUUAGGAAAAACCUGACAGUUGCAAAGGAAAAAAUCAGUGCCAGUUUAGGGAGCCAGCAUAUGAUUGAGAGCCACACACUCUUGAAGUGCCACUAGUGUCCAUGCAGCUAGAAGUUGUCAUCUCUAAGUACAUGCUUGUUAGGGGGGCACAGCUUGAUGUUGUCUACAAGUAGUGUAUUAAACUUAAGCUUUUGAGAGUGAAAGUAUUGAAAUGGACCACAAAUGAUUAAAAGAUAAUGCGUGCAUCUUG
Molecule: messenger RNA, 4036 nt
Organism: Epinephelus lanceolatus (giant grouper)
Lineage: Eukaryota; Metazoa; Chordata; Actinopteri; Perciformes; Serranidae
Gene: pmm2
Product: phosphomannomutase 2
Biological process (GO): GDP-mannose biosynthetic process; mannose metabolic process; protein N-linked glycosylation
Cellular component (GO): cytosol
Molecular function (GO): phosphomannomutase activity
Source: RefSeq, a predicted model, not a curated record